AUGGGUCGCACAAAAGGUUCUGAGGCGGGUAAUUUAUCAGUGACAAAGCGUGGGUCGAAAGGUAAAGACAGAAGUGGUGUUGUUGUUAAAAGUGGUUUCGAUGGCCCAAUGAACGCUCCUUGGCGUAAAACUGUAUCAAUAUUCAAGCAGCCCGUUACGCUGGUUCAUACGACUAGUCGCGAGACGAAAAAUCCCACAUCUGAACAGUUGAGAAGAGGCACAUGUGGUGGUUCAGCGGCGAAAAUAUUCUGGGCGAAAGCAUUAGAAGGCGUUUGUGCGAUGGUACCAGUUUAUAAUGCAGAUCGUAUAAUCGCGGAACAUAACGAGCAUAUCGCACAGCGGUUGAACCUUGCUGGUAAAAUGGAACCUGCAUUGACGGUGUUGGGUGCAGAUGCAUCAGCUGCAUCUUUAUGCUCUGCAUUGCACGGCUUUUGCUCUGCCACUGUCACUGGACAAACAGCACCAAAGAAACAGAUUGAUUCAAAUCCAUCGAUCAAUACGAAUAUUGAACAACCUUUCGUUCAGGCCGUGAAUGUAAAUGAACAAGAUAUUCAACAACAAGAGCGUAGAGUAUUAGAUAUGCGCAAAAGGCUACAAGAAGCUCGCAAGCAUUUCCAUUUAUGA
This is a messenger RNA of Anisakis simplex (herring worm), 624 nucleotides long. NCBI's taxonomy places the organism in Eukaryota, Metazoa, Nematoda, Chromadorea, Rhabditida, Anisakidae. The record is from the annotation of a GenBank genome assembly.